Polychytrium aggregatum is the source of this 2924-nucleotide messenger RNA. RefSeq lists its product as uncharacterized. The record is from RefSeq and is a predicted model, not a curated record. Lineage: Eukaryota; Fungi; Chytridiomycota; Chytridiomycetes; Polychytriales. Bases 1 to 2718 code for a protein of 905 amino acids. Gene Ontology annotation, molecular function: calcium ion binding. The transcript has 14 exons.
AUGGCCGCAACCGUUCAGACUCUGGCUCCGCCCAAGAUCCGGGUGCACGUCUUUUCGAUGCGCAUCCGUCUGCACGACCUCUUUGAGGACUUUGACAAGCUGCGGUCGGGAUACAUCACCGCAGCACAGUUCCGCCGGUGCCUCGGCCAGGUCACCGACAAGGCCGUCGUUGCCCCGCAGUCGCCCCUCAACGAGGUCGAAUAUGCUGUGCUGAUCAAGCACUACGACAUCAAGCAGAACGGAACAGUCAACUGGAAAAUGUUUGUCGACAGCAUAUCGACUGUGGUCAAGCCGCUCCUCGAGCUUCAGCCACAAGAGCAGACUGUUCUAAAGGACGUCAUUGAGCGCCUGCGAUCCUAUGUCAAGCACCAUGGCAGCGACGUCAAGUCGUGGUUCAAGGACUUUGACAAGCACAACAAUGGCUACAUCACCGUCAACCAGUUUCGACGCGGCAUUCCGAGUAACCUCAUCUCGCUUGAGGAAGAAGACAUGCUUCUCAAGCAGUACAGCGACGAGAAAAAGACUGUCAACUACUUCAAGAUGAAUACCGAUGUCAACCGGAAGGUCAAGAAGCCAAAGCCAUUUUAUGCCCAGCUGGUCGAAAAGCUUCACACCAAAUCGGACCGCGACCACACCGUCCCGGUUGGCACUGAGGAGCUGCUUCAUGCCGUCACGCAUGAAAAGAUCAAGCCCUCUGUAGCUCUCACGGAGGAAAGAAUCAUGAGACAGACGCAGUUCAGGUCUGGACUCAGGCUCGCCAGCCUGACCUUCUUGGAAGAGGCUGAUAUCAAGUCUCUGAUUUCUGCCUAUCGUGAGCAUCAAGGGCGCAUUCAAUAUCGCAAGUUCUGCAGCCGGAUCAUCCAAGUAUUUACCGUCGAUCACCUUGAAAAGUAUCCAUUGUUUGAUGUGCAUCCACCACCGAGAGAGUAUCUGGUCCAGGGAACCAAUGAGCUCUCGCCAGAAGAAGAAGAAAGGUGCCAGCACGUCAUCGAGCGGCUCAAGACGCUCAUGCGGGAACGCCGAUUUCUGCUCGCACCAUUUUUCAAGGACUUUGACAAGUACCUCGGCAACAUCGGCCGCGUCACUCUGUCCCAUUUCAGUCGCCUCUUGUCUUCAAUGAAGCUGGAUCUCUCUGACAGCGAUCUCCAUAUCAUCUUCAAAAAGUUCGAGGACCGCGAGAUCGGAAAGAUCAACUACAUGGAGUUUAUUCGGACCAUCGAUCCCGAGACGUACGACCAGUACCACAACCGGGCUUCCCGCAGACGAGGCUCUCCAGCCCCAUCCGAAGAGUCGUAUUCAAGCCAUGAAGUCGUCACGAGCGAGAGCGUCAUGAAGCAGCUGAAGCAACACGUGGCCAGCAAACGCAUCCGUGUUGCCGAGUUCUUCAAGGACUUUGACAAACUGCGCUGCUACUCGAUUCCCAAGCACGAGUUUAUCCGCGGCAUCAACCGCAUUGGCCUUUCGCUGACUGACGAAGAAUACGAAGCCCUGGCCGAUCGAUUCAUUGAUAGCAAGAAGCGCGGAUGCUGUCGCUGGAAAGCCUUUGAAGAGGAGAUAGAGAGGGUGUUUGGUGAGACCCACCUCGAAUCUCGUCCAGCCGCUGUGCCUCAGCCCGAGUUUAUUGAGACAGAUCCCUUCGAUACGCACCACCAAAUGGCGCAAGAGGAGCUCACAAAGCUCGCGACCAUCCUGAGUCGCUUCCGAGAGCAUUUGCGGAUCCGCCAGAGCAGCAUCAAGCCCUUUUUCAAGGACUUUGACCGCCUAUGUACCGGCCAUGUCACCAAGGUGCAGUUCCGUCAGUGCUUGACCUACAUGAAAGUCGAUGUCACCGACGAAGAGUUCCAAAUUCUAUGCAAGCGGUAUGGUGUCUCCGGGAAGGGACCCAACCCCAAGGAUCCGAUCAAAGACGGGUCCGAGCGCAUCUGCUACCUCAUGUUCCUGAAGGAAUCUCACCUGAUGCACAUCAAGGAGUGGGAGGAGGAAAUGGAAAGGCUGGAGAAGCAGCAGCGCGAGAAAAAGCCGGCCCAUGAAAUCAACUCCCUCGACAUACUGCUCAGGCAAAAGCGCCAACUAAGCAGCCUGGAAAUCGAGAAGCUGCUCAACAGAAUCAAAAUCAAGGCAAAGUCGGAGCGCAUCCGGGUCAUCGAUUUUAUGGAGGACUUUGAUCAUCUGCGGCACGGGCAGAUCACUCAAAACGAGUUCAGGCGAGCGCUUAAACUUCUCUACUCUAAUUUGAACGAGAUCGAGCUCCGCACGAUCGAAGAUCUAUACAAAUCAGAGAGUGAUCCACGGAUGGUCAACUACGUCGCCUUUUCAGAUGCUAUCGAGUCAGUGUUUACUUCCAAGGGCCUGGAGAGCGAUCCGCUCCACUGUCCGGCAGACUUUGAUCCUCUGCCAGACGUAGAGCCCAUGCUCCUCCCAGAUGACAAACCCGUGUUCGACAAAGUCAUGGACAGGCUUUCGGAACGGGUGGCUCAACGAGGAAUCGAUGUACUCUCGUAUCUGGAGGACUAUGACUUUGUCCGCGAAGGGACCAUCACGACGAACCAGUUCCGCGCGGUGCUCAACGGAAUUGCCUUGCCUGUGGAUGACCAGGAAAUCCUGGCUCUUGCGCGACACUUUACCCACGACAAGAAUCUCGAUCGAAUCAACUAUAGAGCAUUUGCCACGAUGGUGACGGGCAGCACAAAGCUGAACGGCCGCUCCAGUCUCUGGUAAAUCCCCGCGAUCCAAGUCCAGCCCUCACGAGGAUGUCUCCGGGUGGCAGCGGCUGUGGACGAUCUAUGCAUGCCCUACUCUUUCGCUGCUGCACUCAACCGGGCGGUCGCCACAGACUUGCUGGGGUGUGAAGAAAAUGUAGGGCAGCAAGAGGACCGGUCGGAUCUCCCAGCGAGCUGUUUGCACAUGCCACACAAUACGACUCC